AUGGCCGCUCAGGUCGCCAGCGCCGCCACUCUUAACACUAGUCCGCCUUCCGAACUAAAAAAGCCGGAUCGAGACCCAAAGGACGAGUCGGGAGAGAAGCAGUCCGACAAAAAGCAGCCGGGCUUGGACAGCGGAUCGCCGGGCCGGGGGGAUCUGCAGGACGGGGCCGACGGUGGAAAUGCAGGGGGAGGAGGGGAACCUGAGAUGAAGAACGGGAAUGGGAACCCGCCCAGGGCUAACAAUAAUACCCAGAAUGACUCUGUCGGACCGGAGGGAAAUAACCACCCCGGUUUGGUGCAUCACCACGGCCCUGCUUUUCCUCCACCUUCGUACGGAUACACUCAGCACUACGGUCGGGCCCCUUUUCAUCAACAUGGCGGACAACAAAGCCCUGGCAUGGCAGCUGCUGCGGGUCCGGUCGUGCAGUCGAGCAACAUGAUGGACCCGUAUCAACCCAAUUCGCACGACCAUGGCUUUUCCAACCACCAGUUUAACAACUACAACCCAUUCCCGAACAGGACUCCUUAUCCCGGCCAGGCGUACGCCAUGAACUCCCCUCGCAGCGCUCAGGCGCCGACAGCUGGGGGGCAGCCAGCUAAGCAGCAGCCACCAGCGGGAGGACCCACGGCGAUGGCUGGAUCUUACAGUAACCAGAGAUAUAACAUUGGGAACCCUCAGCCCACGUCCACGCCGACACUGAACAAGCUCCUCACGUCCCCGAGCUCAACGCGGGGGUAUCCAAACUACCCGUCUAGCGACUACAGUAGCCAAGAAGGAGCUAGUAAGGGACCAGCAGACAUGGGCAGUAGCGGUCAGUAUGGAGGGAGCAACCCGGGCUGGCAACAAAGAGGCCAUCCACUGUCGCCCAUGAGCCCGGGAAGUGCCGGGCAGCCGCUAGUUAGAAACCAGCCGCCUGGUCCCAUGGAUCCAAUGAGCAAAAUGAGGGGUCAGCCGUACGGAGCAGGCGGUCCAUACGGCCAGCAGUCACAGCAAGGACCUCCAACAGGUCCGCAACCAGGACCUGGUUACCCUGGCCAGGGUUACGGCCCACCAGGUCCCCAAAGAUACCCAGUGGGAAUGCAAGGCCGCACCCCUGGAGGCAUGGGUGGCAUGCCGUAUGGUCCACAGAUGGGAUCUUAUGGGCAGCAGGGACCAGGAGGCUAUAGUUCUCAGGGCCAGGCUCCCUAUUACGGCCAGCCGAGCCAAGGCCCACAUCCAGGCCAGCAGCAAACGCCGUACUCCCAGACCCAGCCCGGACAACCCGGCAGCCAGACACCUUACCCGGGGCAGCCGCACCCUCCGCCAAGUUCUGCUCAACACACCCAGGGAGGACCACCCUAUCAGCAGCCCCACAUGCCCCCACAGUCCCAGGGGCCACUGCCAGGCUCUUCUCAAGGGCCCCCACAGUCUCAGCCACCUUAUUCGCAAGCUUCAGCCCCACAGUCUGGCCAGUCGCCCUACGCCCAGCAGCAGGGUCCUCCCAGUCAGGGCCCACAGCAGCCAAGCUCCCAGGCUGCCCCUGGAUCACAGGGCCAAUCCAACUACCCAGGACCCGCACAGGGACCCCAGCAGCCCCCCUCACAGCAACAGCAGUCGCAGUCUCAUCCUCAGCAGCAACCGGGGCAUAGCCAACACCCACAGGGGCAGCCUGCAGCUUACUCACAGAACCAGCAGCAGCAGCAGCAGCAGCAAGCACAACAGUCACCUUAUCAGCGCUUUCCUCCUCCACCGCAGCAGGAGGUGUCCCAGGACUCAUUUCAGUCCAAUGCCCCUCCGUCCACUCAGCCUAAAUCUGGGCCAGAGGAUGGACAAGGCCGUCCUUCCAGCCUUCCGGACCUGUCGGGGUCCAUUGAUGACCUGCCCACAGGGGCGGAGGGAGCCCUCAGUCCUGGCGUGAGCACGUCGGGUGUGUCCAGCAGCCAGGGCGAGCAGAGUAACCCGGCUCAGUCGCCCUUCUCCCCUCACACAUCCCCUCACCUGCCAGGCAUCCGAGGGCCUUCACCUUCCCCAGCUGGCUCCCCGGCCAGCGCCAGCACGCCGCGCACAGGACCGCUGUCGCCUGCCAACAUGCCAGGGACCCAGAUGCCUCCACGGCCUUCAAGUGUGCAGUCAGAUGGGAGCCACCACCCUGCAAUGAGCCAGUCUCCGAUGGCCCAGGACCGAGGGUUUAUGCAGCGAAACCCUCAGAUGCCUCCUUAUGGCUCCCCGCAGUCAUCCUCUGCACUGUCUCCUCGCCAGUCCUCUGGGGGACAGAUGCAUCCUGGGAUGGCCCCAUAUCAGCAGAACAACUCCAUGGGUGGCUAUGGGCAGCAGGGAGGACAAUAUGGCCCCCAAGGCUAUCCUCGGCAGCCUGGCUAUGGCAACAUGCCCAAUGCUAACUACCCCGGGCAAGGCAUGGGCUCAAUGAACCCCAUGGCAGGACAGGGCGGAGGGCCGCCGUAUGCUGGCAUCCCUCCAGGAAGGAUGCCUCCUAACCAGAUGGGGGCACGUCCCUACGGCCCCAACAUGGGUCCCAACAUGGGUCCCAAUAUGGGCCCCAACAUGGGUCCAAACAUGCCCCCCAACAUGCCUCCCAACAUGGGCAACAUGCCCCCCCAGGUGGGCUCGGGAAUGUGUCCUCCUCCAGGGAUGAACAGGAAGCCACAGGACCCCACAGCCAUGCAACACCCUGCCACCAACUCCAUGCACAACAGAAUGCCUGGUUACCCCAACAUGUCUCCGGGAAUGAUGGGCUCCGGCCCACCGUACGGGCCUCCAAUGAACAACAUGCCUGGAAUGAUGAACACUCCUGGUGGAUCUCCGUAUCCCAUGGGGCCCAAUAUGGCCAAUAACACAAGUGGUAUGGCUGCUAGCCCAGAGAUGAACAAUAAGAUGAACAACAAAGUAGACGGCAGCGGAACGCCCAAGCCUGAGACUAAAUCUAAGAAGUCCAACUCUUCUACCACCACCAGUGAAAAGAUAACUCGAUUGUAUGAGUUGGGGCCCGAGCCCGACAGAAAGAUGUGGGUGGAUCGUUAUUUGACUUUCAUCGAAGAGAAGGCGAUGGGAAUGACGAACCUGCCUGCUGUAGGACGCAAGCCUCUUGACCUCUUCCGGCUGUAUAUGUCGGUUAAAGAGAUCGGCGGGAUGACACAGGUGAAUAAGAACAAGAAAUGGCGUGACCUGGCCUCUUCACUGAACGUGGGCACCUCCAGCAGUGCUGCCAGUUCGUUGAAAAAACAGUACAUCCAGUGUCUGUAUGCUUUUGAGUGCAAAAUUGAGCGUGGCGAAGACCCUCCACCUGAGAUUUUUACAGACAACAAAAAGAACCAAGCUGCGAAGGUUCAGCCGCCCUCUCCAGCGUCUCUGUGCUCUACGGCUGGUUCAGGCUCCCUGCAGGGUCCUCAGACGCCCCAGUCAACCAGCAGCUCCAUGGCGGAGGGAGGAGACCUAAAACCUCCCACCCCUGCCUCCACUCCUCAUACCCAAAUGCCACCCAUGCCUCCUGGGUCCAGGAGCAGCGUUAACCUGCAGGACCCCUUCUCUGAAGGAAGUGACCCCGCUUUCCCCAGGAAGAACAUGACACCCAACUCCACCUAUCAGCCUGGCAUGAACACACCAGAUAUGCAAGGUCGGAUGGGCCCUUACGAACCCAACAAGGACCCGUUCGGUAACAUGCGGAAAGUCGGGGAGCAGUUUCUACCUGCUAACCAGGGCCCGAACAGCGGGGUGGGUGACCAACAACCACAACCGCAGCAGCAGCAGCAGCAACAGCAGCAACAACAACAGCAGCAGCAGCAGCAGCAACAACAGCAACAGCAGCAGCAGCAGCAGCAACAGCAGCCACCGUUCAACAGAGGACCACCUGGGGCCAUGGGCACCAUGCCGAUGGGACCCCGACAGCAGUAUCCCUACGGACCAGGCUACGACAGGAGAUCGGAGCAAGGAAUGGGCCCAGAGGGCAACAUGGGAUCUGGUGCUCCUCAGCCAAACCCGAUGAUGCCUGCCAACGCCGACACGGGGAUGUAUUCGCCAAAUCGCUUCCCACCACAGCAGCCACGGCAUGAUUCCUAUGGUAAUCAGUAUCCUGGACAGGGAACGCCCCCUACUGGCUCCUACCCAAAUCAGCAGCCUGGAAUGUACCCGCAACAACAGAGUUACAAACGUCCAGGAGAAGGGGCUUACCCUCCGUCAAAACGUCAUGAGCCAGAGUACAGUGGCCCUUUCCCUGGUGGACAACAAGCACCACAGCAACAGCAGCAAGGAGGCACCUCUGCACCCUCUUCAGGACAGCAGGAGUCGUACAAUCAGUACAGCAGCACCGGGCCCUACCCUGGCUCUGAUCGCCGUCCUCCUGGACCCGGCAAUCAGUUUCCAUUUCCAUUCGGCCGUGAGCGGAUGCAGGGAGCGACGGGGCCCAACGCUCAGCCCAACAUGCCUCCUCAGAUGAUGCCGUCGGGCCCUGAAGGUCCUCAGGGAGGCAUGUGGCAGGGCCCUCGAGACAUCAACUAUCAGAACUACCCUGGCCGACAGGGUGGCCCAGGGGGCCCUCCCCAGGGACCCGGCUACCCCGGCAUGAACCGCUCGGAGGAGAUGAUGUCGUCGGAGCAGCGCAUGAAUCACGAUGGGCAGUGGGGGGGUCAGAUGGGCCCUCGGCAGCCGCCCUACGGUCCAGCGGGGCCUGGCCAACCCAUGCCUCGUUCAGUACAGUCCAACUACCAACCCCCCCAGGGUGUGCAGAACCACAUUCCACAGGUGUCCAGCCCAGCCUCCAUGCCUCGCCCCUUGGAGAGCAGGACAUCGCCCAGCAAAUCUCCCUACAUGCACGGAGUAAUGAAGAUGCAGAAGGCUGGCCCCCCAGUGCCUGCAUCUCACAUAGUGCCCCCUCCUGUGCAGUCGCCCCUAAUAAGGCGAGACAUGCCUUUUCCCCCAGGCUCUGUAGAAGCUUCCCAUCCUGUCCUGAAACCACGUCGGAGACUCACCGUGAAAGAUAUCGGAACCCCAGAAGCGUGGAGAGUCAUGAUGUCAUUAAAGUCUGGUUUAUUGGCUGAAAGCACAUGGGCCUUAGAUACCAUCAAUAUUCUCCUGUAUGACGACAGCAGUAUUUCCACCUUCGAUCUCAACACGUUACCUGGCCUACUAGAGUUGGUAGUUGAGUAUUUCAGACGUUGCCUCAUUGAAAUCUUUGGCAUUCUGCGGGAGUAUGAAGUUGGAGACCCUGGCCAGAGGACACUACUGGAUCCUGAUGCCUUGAAACGGGACUGGAAUGGCACAGAAGAAGAGGAGCCGCGAGUUCACGAUAUGGAACAAGAAGAAGAGGACGACGAAGAGGAGGAGGAUCGGGAAACGGAGAGCGCAGCUCAUGUGAAAGAGGAGGUGGCUCAAGAACAGUGCUCUCGGGGUAGGGAUGAGAAGACCGAAGACGAGGAGAAGAAGAGCAAGAGUUCCUCGUGUGAAAAGACAGGCUUGUUAUCCGUAGCUGCCCAUGAGAGACCCAAGCAGGCCAGCAAGUUUGAUAAAUUUCCUGUCAAGGUGGUACGAAAGAAAGACCCUUUUGUGGCUGCGCAGUCAAAUAAUCACGGCAAAAUGCAAGAGUUUGAUAGUGGGUUGCUCCAUUGGAGCGCUGGAGGCGGAGACUCCACAGAACACAUCCAGACCCACUUUGAACCUCGUAAAGACUUCUUGGAGCCACGAGAACGAAUACCAGUGCCCCCCAUUUUACUGAAGAGACGGAUCCCAGAAGAAGAUAUCCUGGAGAACUGCCUGCCCCCCGAGGAAGAAAACGGAAAGCAUCAAGAGGAAGACGGAAGGCCAAAGGAAACAUCUUCCUCAGAGAAAUCUGCCGUCUCAGAGAAGGAGAAGGUCGUCUCCCUGGCUAACGGUGAAGAUGAGAGGAGAACAGAGUCGGAGACGAAGGCUGUGGAGAAAGGAUCUAAAAGUCACCAGGAGAACAACAGACCCGUUCCUCCCUGUGGCAGCGCUCUGACCCAGCAGGCAAAGCAGACGUCCACCAUCCUGGAGGAUGAGCCUCACAGUAAAGACGAGGGUCCGCUCAUCACGCUGGCUCACUGGCAGGAUUCUUUAGCUCGGCGCUGCGUCUGCAUUUCCAAUAUUGUCCGCAGCCUCUCGUUUGUGCCCGGCAACGACCACGAGAUGUCCAAACAUCCGGGACUGCUGCUGCUGCUGGGGCGUCUGAUUCUUCUCCACCACCGACACCCCGAACGCAAACAGGCGCCGCUCACCUACGAGAAGGAUGAAGAUUCGGAUGAGGGGGUGGGCCAAAGGGACGAGUGGUGGUGGGACUGCUUGGAGCUCCUAAGGGAGAACACAUUGGUGACUUUGGCAAACAUUUCAGGCCAACUGGACCUCUCCAUUUACCCCGAGAGCAUCUGCUUGCCUCUGCUGGAUGGUCUUCUCCACUGGGCUGUCUGUCCCUCUGCAGAAGCCCAGGACCCCUUCCCCACCCUGGGCCCCCACAGUGCUUUGUCGCCACAGAGACUGGUCUUGGAGACACUAAGCAAACUGAGCAUCCAAGACAACAAUGUGGACCUCAUCCUGGCCACUCCACCUUUCAGUCGGUUGGAGAAGCUGUACGGUAACCUGGUGCGGCUGAUUGGAGACAGGAAGGUGGCAGUCUGCAGGGAGAUGGCCGUGGUCUUGUUGGCUAAUCUGGCCCAGGGCGAUAAUAUGGCAGCCCGAGCAAUUGCUGUUCAGAAAGGCAGCGUGGGCAACUUGCUGGGCUUCCUGGAGGACAGUCUGGCUGCCACACAGCUCCAGCAGAGCCAGAGCUCUCUACUACACCUGCAGGGGAUGCACUUCGAGCCCACAAGCCCGGACAUGAUGCGGCGAGCUGCCCGGGCGCUGCACGCCUUAGCUAAAGUGGAGGAGAACCACUCAGAGUUCACACUACACGAGUCACGACUCCUCGACCUUUCAGUGUCUCCCCUUAUGAACUCACUGGUUUCUCAUGUUAUCUGUGAUGUACUCUUUUUGAUUGGCCAGUCGUGACAGCUGUAGGGAGCCGUGGCUCCUCGUCUUGGGGUUUCGUAUCCCCAGUCCCCUCCUCCUCCCUGGUAUCCUGGCUUGUUGUGUGUAACAGGGCAAGGAAAGUUCAAGUGACUGUCUUUUAAUUUAUGAAAAUCCUUCAGAUUCCAUUCUCUGAGCCCUCCCCAGGCCAGCCAGUCCCGAGGAGGGUAAUCACAGAGCUGUGGUGGAUUACAAACCAGAGAGAUGCCGACAAAGUGACACUACUUGCAACACGAAUGCCAACUGGAUGACACAGAGCAGAGCACCACAGUUGGGAGACUGUUCUGCACUUGGGGGGAAAAGUACUUUUUAAAUAAAGAUAAAUAAAUGAAUAAAUAAAUAGCUGAAAAACAAAAACUGUAACCAAAGUUGCUGUCACGUUUACAGUGAGUUUGGGAGACACAGUGUGCCCUAGCUCUCCCCUCGAGGGCACAAUGAGUCUGUAACUGGUUGACGUUCAGAGGUGAAGCAGACUGACAAGUGGCCUACUGGUUCUAGUUGCUGUAGUUGGAUUCUCACCAGUCAGCCCGACAGUAGACGGAAUACUGUCAAUAGACACCUUCACCGGGGAGGCCUGUGCAGUGUGCAGUAGAUUGUAGGACAUUUUCUGUACCGUACUGCUCUUGAGUGUAAGCAUUCUGUAACACGUUUCACACAGAAGCUGAUGAUGCAGCUCCUCUAGAGUUUUGAGGUCAUUUUAGUUUGGUGUUCAACAGAAAAUGGCUUUCUUCCCCAAAGUAUCAAGAACCUACAACACCCUUACCUCCUCUUAUCCCUUGAUUGUAUGGAUACCCUAAUGAAAAAGAAAUCACCUCUUAGGACUGAUUUUCAACUUCAAAUACAGCUUUGCUGUGGUGUAUAUAUAAUGUUGUACAUUAUACUUCCUUUCUCUGUGUCUGUCUCUGUCUGUGUCACUAUUCUCACACUUGUUAUUGGUGAGGGGCGGGGGCUGACUCGAGUUUGGCCCGCGGCCUCCGGUCUCCACCGAUUAGACCCACUCCUCUGGUCUCUCCACGGCUCAGUAGUAUGGCAGACACGGCUCAAACCUGUUAUCUCCUGGUACAAUGAAAUUAAACUAGAUGAAGUACACAUUUGACAAAAUUUUCUCCAGUCAUGAAUUCUGCAUAUUUGUAUUUCAGACUAUGUAGCUACGACAACAUGUAAAUUCCCCCUUCCCUUUUUUGGCUCAAUGAAUAUCAUUUAUUCAGUAUGAAAUCUUUAUACUAUAUGUUCCACGUGGUAAGAAUAAAUGUACAUUAAAUCUU
Molecule: messenger RNA, 8270 nt
Organism: Salarias fasciatus (jewelled blenny)
Lineage: Eukaryota; Metazoa; Chordata; Actinopteri; Blenniiformes; Blenniidae
Gene: arid1aa
Product: AT-rich interaction domain 1Aa
Exons: 20
Coding region: 1-6987 (2328 amino acids)
Biological process (GO): regulation of transcription by RNA polymerase II; chromatin remodeling; positive regulation of DNA-templated transcription
Cellular component (GO): SWI/SNF complex; nucleoplasm; nBAF complex
Molecular function (GO): DNA binding; nucleosome binding
Source: RefSeq, a predicted model, not a curated record